Messenger RNA from Ooceraea biroi (clonal raider ant), 8868 nucleotides. RefSeq lists its product as uncharacterized. Gene Ontology annotation, molecular function: DNA-binding transcription factor activity; protein dimerization activity. Lineage: Eukaryota; Metazoa; Arthropoda; Insecta; Hymenoptera; Formicidae. Gene Ontology annotation, cellular component: transcription regulator complex; cytoplasm; nucleus. Gene Ontology annotation, biological process: regulation of DNA-templated transcription. The record is from RefSeq and is a predicted model, not a curated record.
UAUUCUCCGGCCAACCCAAUAAAUAAAUGUGUAGCAAUAUCUGCAUUACCAUUACGUAACGACGUGCGAUUGACGAAAAUCGCGCGUCCAUCGUUAACUUUUUCUUAAAUGCAUACAUAGGAAUACAUAAAUGACUUAUCGUAUGGCUUACUUUAUUUUUAUGUGGGACAGAUAAGACUUGUUCUCAUUAUUUUUAUUCACCGCUUGCGACCAAAAUAACAUUUAUGCAAUAUGUAAUUUAGACAGAUAAGACUUGUUCUCAUUAUUUUUAUUCACCGCUUGCGACCAAAAUAACAUUUAUGCAAUAUGUAAUUUAAUUUGCUUGAUGCUCUGCUGCACUAUGCUUGUUUGUUAAAUUCGAAACACGAGAAGAGAAGAGACUCGAUAAAAUUAACAUGAUUGAUCAUGCAUUAUCCAAAGGGCGGAGGUCAAGUUGUAUCUGCGACUAUUUAAGUAUAUUAUAUAAAUUGGAAUUCAUCAGCAUUUUGUCAGACAGAGACGUGCAUUAAUUGUUUCGAUAUGGAGCGUUUUCGAAUAUAAACAACUUUAGUUUAAAAGCACACGAAACGAGCUACUUGCAAGACAAAGUUGCGCUGGUAGUAGCAGUUUGCUAUUAAUUCAAUCAUAGUUUCUUACGAAUGUAACCCUCGAGCGAUCGCUGCUCUUCGUGCUCGGUUAAUUAAUCAGCCGUAAGUGCGGCGCACUUCCAUCUAAUCGAAACUAGAAGCUCACUCUUCCUUUCUCCCUCGCAUCGAAUGUUACGGCACAACUGAGCAAAAGGGUUCCGUUUGCCGAGUUGCAGUACAUCGUCGUGUAAAACUUGCAUAUAUUAGCUCCUCGUUCGCUAAGAGCUUCAGGCGAGUUUUCCUCGGCGAAAAAUUGCAUCUUGUUUCCUCGUUAUGUCUCGUUACUCACUUUCUUCUUCCUCCGAAUCAUUUCUUUGCGAAUCCUUUCGGGAACAUCGCGAAUUACAAAGUCGGAUGUUCGAAUUAUUUUAUCAUGGAUGUGGACACAUUUUCUAGAGACGUGAAAAAUCAUAUUUCAACUUUGUUCGUUUAUUAACAGUAUUUGAUAUCAUUUAAUAUUGGCAGUUACUAUUGCGAUUCAGGAAAUUAAUUCUGAUGCGGCCAUUUAUUUGGCUUUGAAAUUCACAGGAUAUUCAUCUCGACAUUCAUGAAAUGACUGAGUACAAAAAUUGGAUUCAUAUUGCUUCCACAUAACACAAUCUGACGAUUACAUGACGAUACGAAAAUUUCAAUAACGUUUAUUUAAUAUCUGUGUUAAUAUUCACCGCAGUCGCAACUUCAUCAAUCCUUCAUCAAUUCCUCGAAAACGCAAAUUCUUUAAUUGUCUACCCAAAAUGAUUAUUCAUGAGAUUUACAAUUGAAUUAAAUAGACAAACAAAGCGCACGAUAAAUAGUUUUACAUAACGUAUUAUAACGCCGAUACCUUUAUUUUAACGCGAUUUGCGCAUAUAAAAUUGUACGAUACAUCAGAAUCGCAGGCCGUAUCUUAUUUGCAGACAGACAUAAGAGAGUAAGCUCGAUACCUCACGAGCGGUCUUCGACAACACCGCGCGACACGACAAUCAGAGGGUUAAUCGAAUAUUUGCUUUGGGCGAUAAGGAGAGAAGAGCGAAAUCGGCCGAUGCCAUAGGAAGAUACAGAAUCGUUAUAACUGACGGUGACGACGACGACGACAAUGAGGCACGGGCACAUGAAAUAUCACGCGGCGCAAAACUCCCGCUGGAUGUUACACUCGCAACCUUGCGCUUGUAUGGUUUUACCUCGAUUAUCCGAUUAUUCGCGUGCACCGCGGCGGGUAUUUUUUUGCGCUUCGUUUGAAUCGCGGGAAACGGUCGAUUAACAAAACGAAAGAGGGAGGAAAAAAAUUGCGGAUAUCGGAUUGUCACAUUGGCCGGAUCGGCUGUCGGGGAAAUUCAAUGCCUCGCCAGGGCGUGCGUACGACUUUUCGCGGUAAAAAUCAUUAUUAUCGGUGUCCUUCGGCCACGGGAUAUUUAACAAACUGCGCAACCCGUUUUCCAUACGGCCGGCCUUCGCAUAGUUAUCCCGUGAUGUAACCGCGUUGAUUUACAAUGUUGCCCGUAAAGAAAGCCCAGCGUAUCUUUUAGUGCUUCGUUCUCGCGAUUUAGACAUCGCAAGAGUCGUAAGAAAACUCGCAACAGCUCGUUAUCCGGAAGGCUUCGCCGUCGAAAACAAAUUCUGCCAACAAUAAAUCAGGCUUCCUCUUUACGAUAUAGAUCGUAAAAGAUGAAAUCCUAUCUGCGCCGUGAUGUCGUUAAAUGGAUUAUAUAUUAAUUAUUAGACUGCGCAGCUCAUGCGAUACGAGUCAAGGAGAAAGAAGGAUGUAAAAUAGCGCAUUCGUGUUUUUCUUGCUUACAAAGAUUAGAUUUAAUUAAAUUCAUUCCAUGAAUUUAAUUAAACGGAUAAAUAUUUAUAUCUCGAAUUUUACAAAUAUUUCUAUGUGAUAUGAAUACAAAUUUCUCAUAUAUUUUGAAUAACUACUUCCUGCAAAUCCAUGCGACUCUAUAAAUAAUGGAGAAAACUUUUCUUUACAACUCAACACAAUUAAUUUCUAAUUAAAUAAUUCAAUCACAAAGAUGAUUGUCGUUACAAGAAUAUUACUGCAAAUUUUUCUCCAUUUCAAACACGCGUUCAAGAGAAUCUGCUUUUCCAUUGCGAUCUGAAAAUCGCAUUGCGCGCAUAAAAAACGCGCAACGUGCUCGUACAUACGCGCUCCGAAAUUUCCACGUUAUCACGAACCGGCCGGUGUGAGCGCGGCCUAAUAAUGGUAUCGUUAUCACACCAGGCGCUCCCAGUACGGAUAGCUGACGCGCCAGGAGCAGUCGCGAGGGGUCGAGAAGCAACGAUUGGUCGUCUCUCGGCGAGAGGGUGAUCGGUCGUUGGGAGUGGAGGGGUAGUGCUCGUCCAGCAGUUCGCAUCCGACUGCCGGUGAGUCGUGUUCCUCCACUGCGUGCUCUUCUCUGUUCCUCGCGCACGCUCACGAUCAUCUUGGCCCCCCUCGCUUCUCGCUUGAUAUCCGGCCCCCGGGUUCGCUGCUGACUCCGAGAUUCUCGCUUCUGGACCGCGUGAUCAUUCGCGCCAGUCAGUUGACAGUCUGGAAGCUGCUCUUGUAGGUGGACGCGUGAUGGAUCUGAUCGUGGUCGCGGCCUCGUCCGGUUGUACUCAGUUCCAGGUGUAAAAACGCUGCUCCCAUGUUGUGCGUGAGUGCAUGCUUGUAGGUGAAUCCAACAAGCAGAACGACAACGGUGCUGAUAAUAUCUGUCUGCUCUUAAAAGAGGUUUCUGUGCUGCUCGUCCGCGCUGAUCGACGAGCGCGUGCAAAGGCGGUCGCAGCAACGACCGGCUGAUGACCUGACCCGGUCGCCUAUCGACUGCCGGGUCACCGCAUUCGGAAUUAAGCCGCUCCGGAGUUACAUUCAGUGUACUUACGGGAUACUGUGUCAAGGUCUUGGACAGAGACGACGAGCCUCAUGACGAUCUCUUUCUCCUGCAACAGUCUUGCCAAGAGAAAGAGGGAGAGGGAGAAGUCAUCGUGAUCAGACUCGUAGCUCCGCAAUCGCGCGCCCUCCGAGAUCUCUCGCCAAUCUGGCACGCAGUGUCAAGGUCCGUGUCAACUUCCGGCGAGGGAACUGCGGCGCGAAACGAGCGCCGGGAUCGCAGCGUGCGCCGAACUGUCAGACUCGACGAGCUCGUGGGAGCAGGUGCACGAAGCAGGAAACGCGUUUGAUCUUGAUUCACUUCCCGAAAGUACUUCAUGCAGGAAACAAUCUUCGUGAAGUGAUACCGUGUUAUUGUCAACCACGACGCGAUACAUCAUGAUCGUACUACGUGUUCUCGCGGAAUGGAAGAUUCAACAUUGAUGUUCUUCAUGAACCAGUCGAUGCUCCGGAAGCUCGAUGACUCUUAAUGUACCUUGCGAAGCCCUCAUAUAUAUAUAUAUAUAGGACCGACUUGAUCAUCAUCGAGAAAGCUAUCAACUGCAAUUAGUCACUGGCGAUCCGGCAGAUUUUUAAUUAACUCGACCGGUCACAAAGACAAAGAGAGACGAGGGCGGGAGCAUUAUUGGAGCACUGACGACGCGUCGUCGUUGGCGGUCGCGUCCCCGGACAACGCUGAUGCUCCCCGACAUGCCGAGUCGACAUCAGGACACUCGCCGCAAGCUACCGUCAUCGUUAUUUAUUGAGUGACUGUAAAAGCUAGGAGAGAUAAAAGAGACAAAUAAAGAUACAUCGAGCUGUUGAUAGUUGUUGGUGGUGCGUGAAAAUCGCGAAGCAACGUUGGUGGAUUCAAGGAUUUCCUGGAGAGGAAACAAUCGCGAUCCUUGCCAGCGCGAUGGCGAACAAAGUCGGGCAGCGAACAUAUCUGCUGAAGCGUACUCCACGAGUGGACGAAUGAGAGAGAGCUCUCCACGAGAGAAACAUAUGCAUCCAAGCGCAUCGUCAAGGUACGACAUGUGGCAGCAACAGCAGCAGCAGACGUGCUUUUGGGGCCUGUCCUCGCAGUAUCCUCAACAACGAAUCGUUCAUCCGGGGAUCAUCGGCACGGAUAACCGCGUGCAUCAGCCGCCGCAGCUUCAGCAUCAUCAGCAACAUCAUCGCGCUGCCAUAAUGAGUCUCCCGCCAAGCAAUCCACGUGCAUCGCGGAACCAGGCGGAAAAACAGCGCCGCGAUAAUCUCAACACGAACAUAUCGACGAUGGCGGCCCUCGUGCCGACCGUCGCCGGAAGUUCAAGAAGAAUGGACAAGAUAUCGGUCCUGAGGCUAGCCGCCGCUUUCCUGAGGACGCAAUACACACUCGGACGUACCAACUACUUCCCUCCGCAGCUCAAUGACUUCGACCUGGAGCAAUAUUUCGUCGACCAUCUAGUCGGCAGCGGAGGGUUCUUCCUCGUCGUCACCAGGAAGGGGAAGAUCGUCUACGUUAGUCGACAAGUGGAGCAGCACCUCGGUCAUGUCCAGAGCGAGCUGCUGGGUGAGACGCUGUACAAGUUCGUUCCUAAGCGCGAGCGCAGAAGGCUCGCGAGGAGACUGACGCCCGACGGCAUGAAGCCGAUUUACCCGUCGUCGGAGACGGUUGGAGACGACGUCCAAGCGGAGUCCGAGCAGAUCCACGAUAGAACAGGCUCGUCCGAGGAGGAGGACGAGGCGGCCGAUUCGAGGACGACCGAGGAGGGGAUCAGCGAGAUACCCAAGCCGUUCCGCGAUCAGCGGCGGUUCUUCCAGAUCCGCUUGUCGCAGCGCACCGUCUCGAAGCGUGAGCAGAAGCAGUACGAGCGUUUCGACGUCUCGGGGGUGCUCCGGCUGGCCGACUCCUGCAAGAACGAAGACUCCAAGCAUCGGGAGAGUACCACCAACGACAUCGUCUUCGCCGGCGUGGUGACCGUACCGAAAAAACGAUCCAUCACCGAGCUGUCGAUAUUGGACGCCAAUAAGAGCGAGUACGUGACGCGGCAUCUGCUCGACGGGCAUAUCAUCUACUGUGAUCACAGGGUGUCGAUGGUCGCCGGGUACAUGUCGGAGGAGGUGACGGGUGCGAACGCGUUCAAGUUUAUGCACAAGGACGACUACAAGUGGACGAUACUCGGCCUACGGCAAAUGUACGAUCAUUCCGAACCGUACGGCAUGUCGUGCUACAGAUUGCUCACGAAGACCGGAACCUACAUUUUCCUGCGAACGAACGGCUAUUUGGAGUACGAUAAGGAUACGCAAAAGAUGAUAUCCUUCGUGUGCAUCAACACUUUGAUAUCGGAGAAGGAGGGCAUCAAAUUACUGAAAGAAAUGAAAGACCGAUACUCUAGUAUGAGCGAAACUAACAGCCUCUUCCUUCAGGAUGUCGAAGAGGUCAGCUCGCCGGACUCCUCACCGGGCGUCCCGAGCCCGUCAUCCUCCAAGUCGGACAGCGAGGAUUACUCGAGGAUACUGGAACACCGGAUCGCCUUCUUGAUCAACGGCAUAUCCUCGCCGGUGAUCUCGAAGGAGUGCUACUCGCAAGUGCCGGACGUGCAGUACACGAAGACUGUCCCAUUGCCUGGCAUCCCGCCGAGCCCCACGCAGCGCAGCAGGACCUGCGACAACGGCAAGGGCAACCACUACAACCGUUACCUCCAAGAGAAGGAGCACCACAUGCAGGUGAAGCAAGAGCCCAAGUACAUGAGCGAGAAGCUGCUCAGCCCCGACGGCGCGAGCCAGGGCUCGAUGUCGGACCCGGAGGACGUGAAGCCGCCGAGCGGGGCCCUGCUGAGGUCCGACGACGUGAACGUCGUCGGCCACAGCGGGCGCAACAACAACAUCCAGGGUGCGACCUACGUGCAGUCGACGGUGCUGGUCGCGCGCAAGCCCGGCACGAAGUCGCGCAGAUCUCACAGUUACACCGCGUGCCUGGACACCGCUCGGCACGCGAGCAGGAUGCCGUCGGGCAUCCUGUACGGUGGCGUCGCGGGCGGCAUCAAGGUGGAGCCCGACGUCGACAGGUUUAGCUGCAAGCGGUCGUCGAUGCUGCAGUACUUCGGCGACGACGACGGCGCCGUUGGGAUCGGUGGUAUGCGCGAGCAGUGGCCGCUGAAGAGGAUAUCCAGCGAGGAAGACCUGCAGACGAUGCAGACGAAGAAGAGACUCGGCGAGCCGUACGCCUCGACGAGCGCGGCUGACGAGUGCCGGGACUACGCCGGUCCCUUCCCAGUGGCACUCUCGGUCUCGAGCUCGUUCAACGAUCUACGCAACGGCACCGACGCGCAGCAAUUGCCGACGACGGAAUCGGCCGGGGUAGGCCCGUCCGACGCCAGCAGUUAUCAGCAGCUGAUGGAGACGCCCGCCACGACGUCACCCGCAGUCGCGAAUCCGGAGCUCGGCGUGCUGCUGGAACUAAAAGACGACCUGCUGCUGAGCUCAGACCUGGAGGCAAAUCCAGAGCUUAUGAUGAAGAUAUUCGACACCUUCAAUCAUGGAUCCACAACGAACUUCGACGAUAAUCCCGUCAAAGCAAACGUACAGCAACUGGUACCCGACGAACAACAGGUUAAUGACGAGAUAAGGCGCACGUAUCACCAGCUGGCGAACAACAUGGCGUUGUGCGAGUCCCAGAUCAACGUGCUGGCGCGCGACUUCGAGAAUCCGGCCCUCUGCGCCCAGAGGAAGGACUUGUCGCAGAUACAAGCGGAGCACAACAUUCAGAAGCAGAUGCUCAGGACGUUGCAGCAAGACCACCGCAAGAUGCAGGUGAAGAAGCAGAACAUCGAAGUGUGAACGCUGUGACGAUAGGGUCUCAUGGAGCUUCGCAGAUCACUUCCGAGAGGUCGAGCGCGGGCUUAGAAAUAGAGAAUGCUAUCGCUGUGCGCGCUAUAACGAGUAAGAAACGAAAACUCGAGCUUUAAACAUUAUUUUAUUAUUUUCGAGAAAGAAAAAGAGAAGCUAGAAAAGCUGAAGGUAUGUAUUCGCGGCGUACGUGCAAUGUGUGCGUGAUAUCUCGCGUUUCGUGUCGUGGGACUUUCUUGUUUCCGUGUUAACGAUCGAUCGGUCGCGCUUCGAGGAAAUCUGCGUCCCGAGCGGGACGAAGAACCGUCGUCGUCAGCCCCAGCUGUGCGCAGCGAUGGAAACUUGCGAUCGACACGGGCGAUCUGCGAACGUGCGGAAGCGCCGGACGGCCCGCCUGCGACGUUGACCAGUAAUUGAACCGAAGCAGUCUGCUUCGUGCGUUUGCUUUGGCGUCUCCGAGCGCAAGUGGAGGAAACGCGAUUGGAGGAUCGGAGAAGAGACUCGCGCUGAACCAGCGUUCAGCUGGUUGGUUGGCUCGAAUGGUUGGUGACGCGCAUAAAUAUCUUCUUCGGUCCCCUCAUUUUUUUUCCUCGACUUCGCGCGACCAAGGCGGAUUCUGUUAAAAACGCGCCACGUUUUGUUACCUGAGACUACUACGCAGAGACCGUGUUGGCAAGCGGUCGGAGUUACGAAGUAACGGUUGCUCCUCGGAAUUGCAGAUUACCUGCGACGACUGAGUGUUACGCAGUUGACAAUUUUAAAGGUUUACAAUAAUGAACUUUUUUGUAUCUAUAGCAUAUAUACAUACAUACAUACAUACAUACAUAUAUAUAUAUAUAUUAUAUUCGAUUUUAACGCGGCACAGAGAUUCGGUGCGGCACCUUCCUCGCAACUAAUUCACUUGCUCGCCAAUUAUGUCCGGCCGAGCUUAAACUACCUCUGCGAUUAACGCAAGUAUCGGAUGGACGGACAAGACCAGAUUCUCGAUUUCUAUUCGGUUGUUGCAAGUUGUCUCAUCAACCUUUCCCCCUAAGCGGUUCCUGCAACGAGAAUUUAAGGCACAAACUUUGAGCUGCAAGAAAUCGAUCAGUCGAUUUCUUAUGAUUGAAAUUUUCUAGCUCUCCAGCUCUCGUUGUGGAACCUCGUCUUACGGCGUCACAGAUUAGUAACAUAAUACUCAGGAUGUGCUAUUUAUCUUUUUUUGUUAUUAAUCAGGCGAAUCAAUCGACGACAAGUGCGAAGUCGCGGGGAAACGAUUCGGCGAUUUUCAGCUCGCACGAGGUUCCAAUUCAUCCCGAUUAUGCCGCGUGAUUUUUAUUGUAUUUGUAACGUCCACGUGGACGUGGGAUGCGAGAUGCUUAGAGAAUGUCUAUGGGGUUGCCACGCACCUACACAUACACACGCACAUAUACAUACGUACUACACAUACACGAUACGUGUGGGAUGGGAUUUAAUUUUACAACUGCAUGUACCUGACCUCCACUUAAAUGCUCUGUAACGCUUGUGAGUUAAGAAUUCAAUUUACGUUGUUAAGAAAAUGACAAGAAAUAUAAAUCUUUUCAGUCUCACUAAUAA